CGAAUUGAGCUCUCUCUUCGUUGUACCACUCUCUCCCUCUUCCGCUCCGGCGAUCGCCGAAACCCUAGCCCUAAGCCUAGAUCGAAUUCGCUGAUCCAUAACCCCAAGCUCUCGCUUCCGCGUGCCGCGGCUCCAUGGGGGAGGGGGCGGCCAUGGAGAUGACGGGACCGGAGGUGGCGGAUUCGUCCUUGAAGGAGGAUAUCGCCAUGGAGAUCGAGGCGCCGCCGCUGUGCCGGGAGGAGGGGGCGGCGACGGCGGAGGAUUGGCGGAGGGCGCUCGCCAGGGUCGUCCCCGCGGUGGUCGUGCUCCGCACCACCGCCGUGCGCGCCUUCGACACGGAGUCCGCGGGGGCGAGCUACGCCACCGGGUUCGUCGUCGACAAGGCCCGCGGGAUCGUCCUCACCAAUCGCCACGUCGUCAAGCCCGGGCCGGUGAUCGCGGAGGCGAUGUUCGUAAAUAGAGAGGAGAUCCCGGUUUACCCUAUAUACAGGGAUCCCGUGCAUGAUUUUGGCUUCUUUCGCUAUGAUCCUGGAGCAAUCAAAUUUCUAAAGUACGAGGAAAUUCCUCUUGCACCUGAAGCUGCAUGCGUUGGACUGGAAAUUCGGGUUGUUGGUAAUGAUAGUGGUGAAAAGGUUUCAAUUUUGGCAGGAACACUUGCUCGGCUUGAUAGAGAUGCACCUCACUACAAGAAGGAUGGAUACAAUGACUUCAAUACUUUCUACUUACAGGCUGCUUCUGGCACUAAAGGUGGUUCUAGUGGUUCACCAGUUAUUGACUGCCAUGGAAGAGCUGUUGCCUUAAAUGCUGGAAGCAAAUCUUCUAGUGCUUCUGCCUUCUUUCUUCCUUUAGAACGAGUUGUGAGGUCAUUAAAAUUAAUACAAGAUAGUUGGGAUGCAUUUCGAAGCAAGCCAGAAACUAUCUCAGUUCCUCGUGGUACGCUUCAGAUGACAUUUGUACAUAAAGGGUUUGAUGAAGUACGACGACUUGGACUUAGAAAUGAAACAGAACAAAUGGUGAGGCUUGUUUCUCCUAUUGACGAGACAGGAAUGCUGGUUGUCGAUUCUGUGGUGCCUGGUGGUCCUGCACAUAAGCAUUUAGAACCUGGUGAUGUUCUAGUCUGUCUAAAUGGGGAGGUUGUUACCCAAUUUCUUAAACUGGAGACUAGACUUGAUGACACCGUUGACGGGGAGUUGGAUUUGCUUAUUGAAAGAGGAGGAGUUCCAUUAACGGUGAAAUUGAAGGUUCAGGAUUUGCACUCGAUAACUCCGAACUACUUUCUGGAAGUGAGUGGUGCCAUUAUCCACUCGCUCUCUUAUCAGCAGGCUCGAAACUUUCGCUUCAAAUGUGGUCUUGUAUACGUUGCUGAGACAGGGUAUAUGCUUUCUCGAGCAAGUGUUCCGCGCCAUGCCAUUAUCAAAAAGUUUGCAGGAGAAGAGAUAUCAAAGUUAGAUGAUCUUAUCUCUGUGCUCGCCAAAUUAUCUAAAGGUGCUCGAGUGCCUUUAGAAUAUGUAAGCUACACCGAUCGCCAUCGGAACAAGUCAGUGUUAGUGACCAUUGAUCGUCAUGAAUGGUAUGCCUCUCCUCAGUUGUAUACUCGAAAUGACAGCACUGGAUUGUGGACUGCUAGACCGGCAAUACCAUCAGAUUCACCUCUAUUAGCUUCAACCAUUCAUGUGGGACCAACAGAUCCAAACUCAACCCAAGUGUACCCAAUGGCUGAAACUGUUCUGUUGGAAAAUAAACGGCAACAUGGGGAUGCAAAUUCAGCAGAUGGAUGUAGUAGAAUGCAAACCGAUGAUGAAAGUUUUGUUGAGGGAUCACACCCUGGUGAAGAUCCUGUUGUUGAGAAAAAGAGGCAAAGAAUCGAUGAGGAUUCAACAGUAGAAGAAAGUAUUUUCUCUAAUCGAGAUUUCAUUAACAGUAAAGAGCAGACUUUUGAAAAUCGUGCUAGUGCAGAAAAUACAGAUCUUUCACAUGAUCAAGGAACACCGCUGAGUAAUGCAUCAAUGGCUGAACAAGUGAUUGAGCCCUCCCUUGUAAUGUUUGAGGUUCAUGUGCCUUCAUCAUGUAUGCUUGAUGGAGUGCAUUCCCAACACUUUUUUGGAACUGGGGUUAUUGUAUUUCACUCGGAGACUAUGGGUUUAGCUGCUGUUGACAGAAACACAGUGGCUGUGUCUGUUUCUGACGUGAUGCUUUCAUUCGCUGCAUAUCCCAUUGAAAUUCCUGGAGAGGUUGUUUUUCUGCAUCCUGUGCACAACUAUGCACUAGUUGCUUAUGAUCCUUCUGCCCUUGGAGCAGGGGCUUCUAUUGUUCGUGCAGCUAAGCUUCUUCCUGAACCUGCUUUACGUCGGGGAGACUCGGUUUAUCUAGUUGGAUUAAGUAGGAGUUUACAGGCUACAUCAAGGAAAUCGAUUGUCACCAAUCCUUGUGCUGCUGUAAAUAUCGGAUCAGCCGACUGCCCACGUUAUCGAGCAAUAAAUAUGGAGGUUGUUGAGCUUGAUACUGAUUUUGGAAGUACCUUCUCUGGAGUUCUGACAGAUGAUCAUGGAAGAGUUCAAGCAUUAUGGGCGAGCUUUUCUACCCAAAAAAAGUGCCGACGCCGAAAGCGAGCUGUAUCUAGUGUCACUGGUAGUGAAGACUUUGCACUACUGAAAGCUCGCAAAGAAAUAAUACAAGUUGUGAGGGAAAAACGUAAACAACUGAAGUACGGCUCUAGCUCUUCGGAGGAUCAUCAGUUUGUUAGAGGCAUACCUAUCUAUGCAGUUAGUCAAGUCCUUGAGAAGAUAAUUGUUGGCGCAUCCGGACCUGUUCUACUAAUCAAUGGAAUAGAGAGGCCAAUGCCACUUGUCAGAAUUUUGGAGGUGGAACUUUACCCAACUUUGCUAUCUAAGGCAAGAAGUUUUGGAUUAUGUGAUGAUUGGGUUCAGGCUCUUGCCAAAAGGGAUCCAAUUAGAAGGCAAGUGUUGCGUGUCAAAGGUUGUUUGGCCGGAUCAAAGGCUGAGGGCCUCUUGGAACAAGGGGAUAUGAUUCUGGCAAUUAACAAGGAGCCGAUUACCUGCUUUCAUGACAUAGAAAAUGCUUGCCAAGAGCUCGACAUAUCUGAAGGAAAUGAUGAUGGGCUCCAAAUGACUAUUUUCAGACAGGGCAAAGAAAUUGAUCUAGCAGUUGAAACGGAUAUCCGAGAUGGAAUGGGUACGACCCGCAUGGUGAAUUGGUGCGGCAGCGUUAUUCAGGAUCCUCAUCCCGCAGUCCGUGCACUAGGUUUUCUUCCGGAAGAAGGUCACGGUGUUUAUGUGGCUAGAUGGUGCCAUGGAAGUCCAGUACAUAGAUAUGGCCUCUACGCCCUCCAGUGGAUAGUUGAAGUCAAUGGAAAGCUCACACCGGAUCUUGAAACCUUCAUACAAGUGGUAACGGGGUUGGAACACGGCGAAUUUGUCAGAGUAAGGACGGUUAGUCUAAACGGGAAGCCCCGCGUGCUUACUCUGAAGCAGGACCUUCACUACUGGCCCACUUGGGAACUCAGGUUUGAACCUGAGAGCGCAGUGUGGCGCCGAAGGACGAUAAAAGAGAUUGAUCCUAGCGUAUAGAAUGGUUUAUUUCUAUCUGGUGGUAAAACCAUUUACCACAAUCAGCUCUCAGAUCAUGAUAUGCUGAAAAAUUAAUUUUAAAAGAAAGGCAGAGAUGUGCUCCAGUGCAUGGAAGGUGUGGCGGAGGUCAUCAUCGACUACAACUCCGGCACGAGACAUCACAUUCAGGUAAUAUAUUACCUUGCCAUGGGCAUUUACGCCAAUCCAAUAUUAUUUCGGCUGGUAUUCUAUUUUCCUCUUUCCUUUCGUUUUGUCUUUCUAUCGCCGUUCUUCGAUCAUGUACAAUAAAUUUUAGGUUUUGAAGGUGUGAAUCUCUAUGCCAUUGUUGUAUGCUUAGAUUGUAUGCUUAUAAUUUGUAAGUUUGGUCCAAUAAGGUGACAAAAUGUAGCAGGAUUAAUUAAACGACAGCUUAUCUUUUGAAGA
Messenger RNA from Ananas comosus (pineapple), 4010 nucleotides. RefSeq names its product protease Do-like 7. The record is from RefSeq and is a predicted model, not a curated record. Gene Ontology annotation, biological process: proteolysis. The transcript is spliced from 25 exons. Gene Ontology annotation, molecular function: protein binding; serine-type endopeptidase activity. NCBI's taxonomy places the organism in Eukaryota, Viridiplantae, Streptophyta, Magnoliopsida, Poales, Bromeliaceae. The coding region runs from base 135 to 3587 and encodes 1150 amino acids.